Molecule: messenger RNA, 4404 nt
Organism: Lytechinus variegatus (green sea urchin)
Lineage: Eukaryota; Metazoa; Echinodermata; Echinoidea; Temnopleuroida; Toxopneustidae
Exons: 5
Coding region: 394-2145 (583 amino acids)
Biological process (GO): negative regulation of meiotic nuclear division; regulation of mitotic nuclear division
Cellular component (GO): nucleus
Molecular function (GO): protein binding
Source: RefSeq, a predicted model, not a curated record
CGAAUUUGUUGUGGAAUAUGCCUAGGCUAUGGACUGAGUCGAGAACUUAAAGAACAUAAACAGAUGCCGUUUAAAUGGGCCAGCUAACAGCUUCAACCAGUAUAAAGUUAGUGAAUUCGAGUCAAGCCGGAUUCAAGUCUCUGGAAGUGGUAUAGAAGUGGAACAGAAUCUCAGCUAGCUAGCUCAGCUCAGUCGUAUGAGCAACAUAAACGCAAUCCCCAACUGAUAAUGAAGUCACCCGUCGAUUUGGAUUGACUGGAUGGUGAGGCUGAGUCUGGAUCUUGAUGUGGUGAUGCAGUGCAUGCAGGACGGUAGUAAUAAUAUGCACCGGACAGGGUUGAAUAUUGCAGUCUGAACUGAUGUUUGAAGAUGUAGUGAGCAAACUUUGUGAAUAUGCUUCACUUUAGAUUUUCUCAGCUGAAGCUUAGACAAGAUCCAACUCAACAGAGAACUACAUCAGGUUUUUCUGGAGAAAAGAUUGAUAUGGCAAUGGAGCUUGUCAAUGAUGAGACAGAUCAAGCAGGGCAGCCAGGUGAAAGUAACUUUCUGGUUCCAGACAUUUCAACAAGAUCAAGCUUGGAUAGCAUGAAAAAGAAGCUAGAAAGGAUGAAGCACUUCAGGUCUACGCCAGGCCCUAGACCAAGUUCUACGAAGGGAUGGGAUCAGACUGAAUCAGCUGGACAUAGACAUGAUAGAGAUAUUUCUCCUCUUGCAUUCGGUCGAGUUCCAAUGUGUAGUCCAAACUAUUUGGGACGAAAGCCACCAAUGUCUGAAGAGCUGGCUAAACUCUGUUCAGAUUCCCCAAUAUCCCCUUUCAAGUCUGACUCAGACAAUUCCUCAUGCCUUUUUGCAGAUGAUUCUUUCCUGUCGUCAGCUGAUUUUGCAGACGAUGUUUUUGAUGUUUCCUCGAGAGAUGCCAGAUUUUAUAAUGAACGCUCCCAUUGGAACAGGCAUGAUUCUGAGGUUUCCUUUGAUAAAUAUGUAAGAGAAAAUGAAUCUGCAGUAACAAAAGGGGCAGCAAUUGCAGGCAGUCCUAGCAAAAUAAGGCACAAAAACUACCGGGCAAUCCGACGCAUCAAGAGUGCAUCCUCCUAUCGCUAUUGUCCCUUUAAAUCCUCUCAACAAAAAGCAAAUACGACAUACUCUGGCACAAGAUGGUAUAAAGCCCCAACAGACUCACGACUCUAUGAAGUAAGGAAAAGAGAGCUCAAAGAAUCUAACCAAGCUGCAACUAAUGCCAUCACCUUGCCAAAAAGGGUCUUGCAAUUUGAAGAUUGUGACAGUCAAACCAAUCAGCAAGAUCAUGUUAUAGAAAAGGCCAAGACUGAAAUCCAUGUUGAGCUAGCUACCAGUAGGACUGAAACUCCUGAAUCAGGCUAUGGUUCACUGAAUACUACCCGUCAAACUCCAGAUUUGGUACUCAGCGAAACCCCUGUGACCAGAUUACCAUUUCCAAGAACUGAACAUGUUCCUUCAAAGAACAAUUCCUCGUACAGGAUCAUCAAUACCCUUGCUGUCCCUUGGCUUGAGAAGUUUGACAUUAUAUCCAAACUUUAUGGUAUAGCAUCCCAUGUUGUGGAAAAGAUCUUCUCCUAUUUGGAACCAAAAGACCUUGUGUUAUUCUCUUCAGUAAGCCCGAGAUGGCGCCAUAUAUGCUCGUCGCAUCCUCCUACAGCAAAGAUCAGGGACCACUACCUCAAAGCAAAGGAAAAUGAUUUCCAAUUAAGGAAGGAGAAUAUUCCAUCAUCAUCUGGCUUACCAAACAGAGGACGUGUCGUAACAGGACCAGGCACACCCUUGGCUUCUGUGCAGACCUUAGGUACACCAACCUCUUCAAGUACUCCAACCAUGAAAAUGACGCGAAUUGAUCAAUUCUAUGAACUUGGAAAACAACUGCAACAUGGGGAAAAGCUUGAGAAAUGCAAAUGUGGAUCACCAGCUCGGAUUGAAACCAGAACGAGGAAGGCUUCCUGCUCCAGUAUGCACUGCCAGUUUGAAUUCUGCAUCAAGUGCAGGAUGAAUUACCAUGGCAACAGCCCUUGUUUGUCAUCAACCAGUGCCAGACGGGCAAGAGGACCCAGUGUUGGAUCGAAGAAGAGUAAGAAUAAUUUACGACGUCACACCCGUCUCUCUGCAAAUGAUUGACAGUUCAUUGUUUGCUGCAUGCAAAAUAUUGCCUUUUUAUGUCACUCUAUUUUGUUGAAUAUUCUUCAAUGUCAGAUCAUUAGUAUUAUCUCAGUCACAUUCAGAAUUUAUUCCAAGCUGACUUGAUCUGACUCGUUGCUCCUCAACUGUUUUACCCAAAUCCCUACUUUUACUUUUCUUGUAGCCCAUGUUCAUUCUUUGUAUGCCCACCUCACAGAAUGAUGUGAUAAGAAGACACAACAAUUAACAUACAUGGUCAUGUUUGACAAAAAUAUGAAACAAAUUCUAUGGAAAUUAUUUAAACCAUAGCAUUUCAAAUGUUGCCAUCCUGGGCCAGUUUUCAAUUUCAUUCCGAAAUGGUAUUUUCUAAAAUUACCAAAUGGCAUUGAUGAUGAUUUUGAAUGCCUUGAUUUUAUACCAAUAUGGUGUGUUGCGAUUUAAACAGUUAUGUUGAGUCCCAGGUGUGUCACAUCACGCAUAUAACUUUUUCAAAUUUAUUAGUUUCCAAAAAUUUAUCUAGCUCACUUGAAUUUAUCUGAUAAAUAUGAUUCUCCUCCAUGUAAAUGUUAUCAGUAUUGGGUCGUCUUGGUGAUAAAUGACACAGAGAUAACUGUAUAGGUAGCAUAUCUGUGCCCUGUGACAUCAAAGAUACAAUCAAUUUUAAAAUAAAGUAUGACCAUAAGCCUAAGACAAAUGAUUUACAAACAGUUUAAUCGAUCAAUUGUUUAUAUUAGCCUAUCUUGGUGCUUUUACAUUAUAUAUCAACUGAAUUUUAAUAAUCAGUUAUUAUUGUAAGUCUAAAGUAACUGAUUUACAAAUUAUUACAAUCAGUUGUAAAUACUAAGCGUAUUGUGGCCCUGUUACACAAACAAAAUACUGUCAAAUUUAUUAUCAAAUCUAAUUUUACAUGCAAAAGUCUGUGGCAAAUGACAGAUGUACAAAAUUUAUCAAUUGUGAAUAUCAAUUGUUAUGUAUUGCUUUAUGUUACAGCUAAUAGGGCCUAGUCUCUGUUGCAUAAAAGAUGGGAUAAAUUUUACAUUUUGAUUUUAUUUCAUAUGUUUAUGACAAACCAUGUUCAACUAGAAUUACAAUUAUUUUCAAAUAUUGAUUGUGUCUCCUUAUGUUACCCCUAGCAUCUCUUGAAGCUGGGGUCAGUGCAAAUCUUUGCAUACAUGUACAUACAUGGCAUUUAUAGAUGGUAAAGAAAAUGAUGUCUUGUGGAAUAUUUUUUCAGUAUUAAACAUUUAAACCUUGAGUGAGUUUUGUUUUCAUUAUCAAGUGUGCCAAGAAGAUGCCUAAAUGUGGAAAGAUGCCUAAGUGUAAAAUCAUGCUCCAGCAUGAUGCUUCAAUCACAUCGUGUGCAGCUGACUGUCAAGACUAGAUUCAUGCAAUUCUUCAUGUUUUAAUUUCCUCAGACCAAAUUAUUGAUUUAUCUCUUCCAUCAUUUUACCAAAAGAAGUAUUCAACUCGGUAUUAACUAUUUACCUUUUUUUUAAACGGUUGUCUAUUUUGUGAUUUUUUUUUUAUAUACAUGUACAGUAUAUUGCAUUUCUCUGGUCUUUCUUGAUAUUCUUACUAGUGUAUUUUUGGUUACUUAUUAUUGCUACAUGUACAUGCUAAGAUUAUAUGUGGUAGUUUGGUAUUUUGGAAAUAAAUUUGUGUAUCUGUUCAGAUAUAUGCUAAGUGGCUAUGCCAUACAUUUCAGUAAUAUAGUAUUAAUUUGGAUGACACAGAAUGAGAUAUAAAUAUUCCAAUUGUUAGGGCCAAUAUAAUAUUACACAAAUUAAUGACUUGCAAUAUUGGCCAGAACAAGCAGAAUAUUUCUUGUAAGAUUUAGAAGAACCAUCCAAUAUAAAAUCAGGGGCUGCAAAACAUUUUUGAAAGUAGGGGAUCAGCUUGCAAAAUUAAAUAUGACAAUUUUCUACGUUUUUAAAAAACAUGUUUGCUAGGAAAAGAAUUGGGGGAGGGGCUCAAUCCACCUCAGUCCCUUUGGUUCUGCUGCCUCCUACAUUGGCCUCUUAGUGAUUCAUUAUUUUAAACUGUGCAUUGCAUGGUUGCCGCACUGCAAAUUGUGUACGGAAGCCUAUGGAGAAUUUGUCAGAUUUUGGCACAGCAUGCAUUAUGCUCUGGUACUGCUGGGAAAAUCAUGCAGACCAAUCAAUAACGUGCAGAAUGUUGCAAUAUCGGUUUACGGAAAAAUUGAUGAUCCCUCUAUUAGCAUACAGUACAUUGUACAUGAAAAUUACAUGUACAGCAAUA